GACUUAGGACCAGCAUCCACUCUGACUGGUCAUAUUGGUUAUUAAAUAUGUGACUUUCAACCAUCGGUGGGGGACAGCUUUGUCAUCACAAACCCCCCUGCUCUACUGGUUUCCCUGGGUUCCCAAGCAAUUGUGCCAUCAGACCCACCUCAGGGAGGCCCUAGAGAUGCAAAGGAGAUGACAGACACAGGCCAGUCUAGUGCAGAAGGAUCCCCCCCAAAUGGCUGCUCAUCUGCCCGGGGACUCCAAACACACAUGACUCACACCAUUUGGGCUCAGACAAGUGCCUCCUCAUGAAGCCCUGGGAUCCUGGCAUUACUAGGGACACACUGAGCCCCUGAUGUCCCUAACUCUUUGCCAGCACCUCUGGUCCCGCAGAAGCAGCCAACAUGCCUAACUCUAAGUGCCUGCAAAAGUCGGAGCCCCUGUGGAAGGAGUGGGACCAGAAGGCCCAAAAGAAUGGACUGAGGCACCAGGUGAAUGCUGUCAAUGGUGACUGCUAUGUGGGCCAAUGGAAGGACAACAUGAAACAUGGAAAAGGAACACAGAUCUGGAAGAAAAAAGGAGCCAUCUAUGAGGGAGACUGGAAGUUUGGGAAGCGAGAUGGCUAUGGCACCCUCAGCAAUCCUGACCAAGAGAAGGGAAAGUAUAGGAAAGUAUACUCUGGCUGGUGGAAAGAUGAUAAAAAAUCGGGCUAUGGGAUUCAGUUUUUCGGACCCAAGGAGUAUUACGAGGGUGAGUGGUGUGGCGACCAGCGCAGCGGGUGGGGCCGCAUGUACUACAGUAACGGCGACAUCUACGAGGGCCAGUGGUUGAAGGACAAGCCGAAUGGGGAGGGCAUGUUGCGCCUGAAGAACAGGAACCGCUACGAGGGCUACUGGCAGAGGGGCAUGAAGAAUGGGUCGGGCCGUUUCUUCCACCUGGACCACGGUCAGCUGUUUGAAGGCUUCUGGGUGGACGACGUGGCCAAGUGUGGCACAAUGAUUGACUUUGGCCGCGAUGAGGCCCCUGAGCCCACCCAGUUCCCCAUUCCUAAGAUCGAAAUUCUAGACCCUAAUGGUGUGCUGGAGGAAGCCUUGGCCAUGUUCAAGAAGACAGAGGAAGAUGAAGAUUGAUGCCAGAGAACACACCAGAGCUUCUGGAGAAAUUCAAGCCCGUCGCCCAACUGCUCAAACCGGUGCGGCUUCUGCAGAAGUGAGUGGUGACUCGGGCACACCCUUGGCACCCUCAGAGGACACCUCACUCCUCCCAGCACUGGAUCAUCCUCUCCCCAGCUGGCUUUGGGGAUCCUCUUGUUACAACUUUCAUUCUGGACCCCCAUUCCUGAGCACGGGAGUAUACAAGAACCUGGUGGCUUCA
Messenger RNA from Herpailurus yagouaroundi (jaguarundi), 1359 nucleotides. RefSeq names its product MORN repeat containing 3 (gene MORN3). The coding region runs from base 390 to 1115 and encodes 241 amino acids. The record is from RefSeq and is a predicted model, not a curated record. The transcript is spliced from 6 exons. Lineage: Eukaryota; Metazoa; Chordata; Mammalia; Carnivora; Felidae.